CGUACACUACGCAUUGGUUAGCUCUUCGGUCCAAAGUCCCACCCCAUAACUCACAGCUGAUUGGCUGUGGCUACUCUCUAGACGGCUAUAACUAUUCUUGCUGUCCCCUGCCCUCUCUUGAACAUUUUUUGCCUCCAUGCAGCAGUAUCAAUACUGCUACGACGUGCGAAAUCAAUACUAACUACCUUUUUAACUGUACUUCAUCAUCUUCAGCUGCACCUGCACCUGCACCUGCACCUUCACCACAGGCGGCAUACAUUCUCAGCGACACUCAUCAGGGCCCUGGUUAUUCUCAACGCGUCGAUAUGCUUCCUAGUACUUGUAGCCGACUCUAUGGAACGCCUACUUUAGCCCUGAUUUUGGCUUUCGAUCAUCCCCACACAAAUCAUAGCGACAAGAUCAUAUCUUCGUUACAAGCUCAGAAGGACCUUCAAACCACUAGCUAUGGGAGACGCUUAGUACGACAAGCGCAUACCUAA
Molecule: messenger RNA, 479 nt
Organism: Periconia digitata
Lineage: Eukaryota; Fungi; Ascomycota; Dothideomycetes; Pleosporales; Periconiaceae
Source: the annotation of a GenBank genome assembly